Molecule: messenger RNA, 8963 nt
Organism: Scophthalmus maximus (turbot)
Lineage: Eukaryota; Metazoa; Chordata; Actinopteri; Pleuronectiformes; Scophthalmidae
Product: receptor-type tyrosine-protein phosphatase S-like
Exons: 37
Coding region: 414-6311 (1965 amino acids)
Biological process (GO): protein dephosphorylation
Molecular function (GO): protein tyrosine phosphatase activity; protein binding
Source: RefSeq, a predicted model, not a curated record
AGGAGGGCAUUGAGGAAGAAAGGCAGGGAGUAUCAAUGACAUCAACCAGCAGUAUCUGAGGCCGCACGACCGGCAAUGCUCUCCCGACAAAACGGCUGAGGAGCAGCCGUGACCCGCUGCGCUCCCGAGAGGUCGGUCCGCAGCCAGAACCGCGGGACGGAGGGAACCGCCGGGCGAUGCCGUGCGCGCAUCCCGCACAAAGGCAGACCCUUCUGUGAGCGGAGCGCGGCCAGUGCCGCUGGAUUACAUUCAUCCGUGCUGUUUCCGAGGAGGCUCCCAGCUGCAAGUCCACCCACAUGAAUCCACCAGACAGCAGAGAAGACGGAGCACUUCCGACCAAGAGUGCCUAUCCCUGUUGAGUGAAGCCUGCCUGUAUCUCCGUCGUCUCCAACUAACCCGAAGAGGUGCCUGCCAUGACUCUGCCCAGGACAGGUGGAGCUCUAGCCCAGUCCAGGAGGCCUAUCCUGGGGCUCUGCCUUAGCCUCUCUCCCCUGAGUAUGCUGCUGCUGUUGAUUAUCCUGCUUACCAGCCCUUUGAGCAGCGUGUGUGGACCAAUAAGUCCCCCAAAGUUCACCAAGAUUCCCACAGACCAGAUCGGAGUGUCAGGGGGCGUGGCAUCAUUUGUGUGCCAGGCCUCUGGUAAUCCCAAGCCUGCCGUCUACUGGAACAAGAAGGGCAAAAAGGUCAACUCCCAGCGUAUCGAGACCAUCGAGUUUGAUGAGGGCGCAGGCGCUGUGCUGAGGAUCCAACCUCUCAGAGCUCCCCGCGAUGAGAACAUCUACGAGUGUGUGGCACGCAACAGUGGAGGAGAGGUGUCCGUCACCGCAAAGCUGGCCAUUAUCAGAGAGGACCUGUUGCCAUUCGGCUUCCCCAGUAUAGACAUGGGGCCCCAGCUGAAGGUGGUGGAGCGGACACGGACGGCCACCAUGCUGUGCGCUGCCAGUGGCAUCCCCGACCCGGAGAUCUCCUGGUUCAAAGACUUCCUGCCCGUGGACCCCAGCAGCAGCCAAGGUCGCAUCAAGCAGCUCCGAUCAGGAGCGCUACAGAUUGAGAACAGCGAGGAAACGGACCAAGGGAAGUACGAGUGUGUGGCCACCAACUCUCAAGGUGUACGCUACUCCUCCCCCGCAAACCUAUACGUGCGAGAGCUUCGAGAAGGAGCGACAGACACAUUGCGCCGUGUGCCCCCUCGUUUCUCCAUCCUCCCCUCCAACCACGAGAUCAUGCCGGGAGGGAGCGUCAACAUCACCUGUGUGGCCGUGGGUUCACCCAUGCCCUACGUCAAAUGGAUGCUGGGCACCGAGGACCUGACCCCCGAGGAUGAGAUGCCGAUUGGCCGUAACGUGCUGGAACUCAACGGUGUCCGGGAGUCUGCUAACUACACCUGUGUGGCCAUGAGUAGCCUGGGUAUCAUCGAGGCCACUGCGCAGGUCUUAGUCAAGACUUUGCCAAAGCCUCCCGGCACACCCAUCGUCACGGAGACCACCGCCACCAGUGUGACCAUCACCUGGGACUCCGGCAACCCCGACCCCGUCUCCUACUACAUCAUCCAGUACCGAGCCAAGGGGCCGGACAGCAAGUACGAGACGGUGGACAGCAUCACCACCACCCGCUACAGCAUCGGUGGACUGUAUCCCAACACCGAGUACGAAAUCAGAGUGUCGGCCUUCAACAGCAUUGGCCAGGGGCCCCCCUCUACACGUGUGGACGCUCGGACAGGAGAGCAGGCCCCGGCCAGCCCUCCCCGAAACGUCCAGGCUCAAAUCAUCUCUCAGAACAGUGUGAUGGUCCGCUGGGAGGAGCCAGAGGAACCCAAUGGACAGGUGAAAGGAUAUCGUGUGUACUACACCAUGGACCCGUCCCGGCCAAUGAACGAAUGGCAGAUCCAUAAUGUCCAGGACAGUGUGAUCACCACCAUUCAGAACCUCAUAACCUCAGAGACGUACACUAUCCAGGUCCUAGCCUUCACCUCUGUAGGGGACGGACCCUUCUCGGACCCCGUCCAUGUUAAGGUCAUGCCUGGAGUCCCAGGUCAGCCAGGGAAGUUUAAAGUCGGUAAGGUGUCAGACACCAGCAUCGAGCUGACGUGGGAACCUGCUUACACCAAGGAGGCAAUUGUCAACUAUGAGCUGCUCUACAAACCAGUCAAGUUUGGCAGUUUGGAGAAGUUGACCUUCGGGCCGAGGAAUUCCUACACGGUGGAGGGUCUGAAAGCGAACACCGAGUACUCCUUCUCCCUGGCCGCCAUCUCGAGCAAAGGCAUCGGCGCUUUCACUAAUGAACUGGUGCAGAGGACGUCACAAGCCAAGCCCUCAGCUGCACCCAAGGGUGUUUCCUGCGAGAGUGCCAGCUCCACCUCGCUGAGGGUAAGUUGGAGGCCGCCUCCAGUCGAGGGCCAGAAUGGCGAGUUGGCAGGUUAUGAGCUGAGAUACCAGAGAGUUUCUGGGGCAGGAGGCGGAGGUCAGGGCCAGGAGAUGAAGGGGCUUCCUAUCGCGGCCCUGCAGGGGCAGACAGUUGUAGAGGGGCUGGAGAAGUGGAGCUGGUACAACAUCAGCAUGGCAGCCUUCACCACAGAGGGGACUGGACCCAACAGUCCGACUGUGCUUUGCAGAACUGAUGAGGAUGUUCCCAGUGCAGCCCCUCGGCAGGUGGAUGUCAAGCCACUCAACUCCUCAGCACUUCGAGUCACCUGGCGCUCGGUGUUGCCUCGAUUGCGGCAAGGCCAGAUCAGAGGCUACCAGGUACACUUCAGCCGCGCAGAGAGCGGUGAAUCGCGCAACCUUCCCCGCAUCAAAGACAUCCUAUUGGAUGAGUCUCAGAUGGAGGAGGAUGACUCGACUCUAUAUGAGCUGAUUUUGGGUAGUCUCAAACCAGAGACUGUGUACUCUGUCUCAGUGGCAGCGUACACCACCAAAGGGGAUGGAACGCACAGCAAACCCAAGCUGGUGCAGACCCCAGGGAUUGUGCCUGGCCCCCCCUCUCUUUGGGUGCGUCCAGGAUCAGGUCCAUCAGUGGUGGUGCGGUGGGCUCCUCCUCUUGAGUGCUCUGAGUCAGGCUCUGAUAGCCGGAGGGCCCCAGUGGAAAUCCAGGGCUACCGCCUACAGUUUGGCCUGAAGAAUGCCACUUUAAACACCACAGUGGAUUUCACAAAUCGGGAGAAAAACUUCACUGUCACAAACCUCUCCCCAGGUUCCUCCUAUGUCUUUGUCCUGUCCGCAAAGAGCCGAGCAGGCUAUGGUGAUGUAGCACAGCAGGAAAUAACAGUUCCCAUGUUCCCACCCUUGGGAUACCCCAAAAUAUUGGACUUUGUUAAUGCCACUUGCUGCUCCCUCCAGUUGUCCUGGCUGCCCCUUGCCCCAGAGGAGUCCAACGCUAUCAUUACAGAGUACACCAUAGCUUACAAAGAGGCUGCAGGCCCCAAACCCUCUGCUGGCCCCUCUGAUUCACCAGCCCGACCUGCUCCCCCAUGGCUGAUCACACUACCGGCGAGUGAUUCCAGCUACAUCAUCCUGGGUCUUAAUCACAGCACAUUCUACGAGUUGCAGCUCAGAGCCCACAACAAGGCAGGGCCAGGGCCCCUCAGCCCACCUCUUGUGUGCCGAACUCUGGCCCUUGAAACAGAUGUCCCAAGGAAUUUUUCAGUCAAUCUGGCCACCAAGACCAGUGUUCUUCUGACCUGGGAGUUUCCAGAGAGCAGCAAUCCCUAUCGCUUCACCGUGGAGUACAACCGCCAAAAGGUGGAGGUGGACGCUCGGCUCAGAAAGGCUGUUAUCCCAAACCUUCAGCCUGACACCAGCUAUGACUUCAAGAUCACUGCCCCCGAGGGCAACAUGGGAGGCCUUCGCCACCGCAUCACCGCCAAGACCUCCCCGCCAAUCACCAUCCGCCGUCCUGAAAUUGAUCACACCCGCGACACUGAAACAACUGUCACGAUAAUCCUGCCAUCUCUGGAGAGUCGCUCUCCUAUCAAGAAUGUCUACGUUGUUGUGGUUCCACUGAGGAGAGCCCGCGGCGUCAUCAGACACCUCAAGAGUCCAGAUGAAAUGGACCUAGAGGAGCUGUUGAAAGACAUCAGUCAAAGGCAGAGGGAUUCUCGGCAGCAAAAGCAGGUGGACUUGCGCCGGGCCUACAUCACAGCCCGUUUCACACCUGCCACCCUACCAGCCUUCUUCACCCUUGGAGACCAGCUGGACUACGGGGGCUUCGAAAACCGAGCUCUAGAGCCGGGUCAGGAGUACGUCUUCUUCAUCCUGGCUGAGCUCAACUCAACCACCGGGAAAAUGUAUGUGGCCAGCCCUUACACAGAUCCAGUAAUUGCUCCCGAUUCGGACCCUCAGCCCCUGGAUGCAGGUGACGGUCUGAUCUGGGUGGUGGGACCUGUCCUGGCUGUGGUCUUCAUCAUCUGCAUCGUCAUUGCUAUACUCCUUUACAAAAACAAGCCUGACAGCAAGCGCAAGGACUCUGAGCCCGGAACCAAGAGCCUUUUGAGUAAUGCCGAGAUGAUGGCCCAUCAUCCAACAGACCCUGUGGAGAUGAGACGCAUCAACUUCCAGACUCCCGGAAUGAUGAGCCACCCUCCCAUUCCCAUCAGUGAGCUGGCGGAGCACAUCGAGCUCCUGAAAGCUAACGACAACCUGAGACUCUCCCAGGAGUACGAGUCCAUCGACCCGAGUCAGCAGUUCACCUGGGAACAUUCGAACCUGGAGGUCAACAAGCCCAAAAACCGCUAUGCAAACGUGAUAGCAUACGACCACACCAGAGUCGUCCUGGCUCCCAUAGAUGGUAUCCUGGGGAGCGACUACAUCAACGCCAACUACAUUGAUGGCUACAGGAAGCAGAAUGCCUACAUCGCCACCCAGGGGCCACUGGCAGAGACGUUCGGGGACUUCUGGAGGAUGGUGUGGGAGCAGCGGGCUGCCUCGGUCGUCAUGAUGACACGCCUGGAGGAGAAGUCACGGAUAAAGUGCGAUCAGUACUGGCCCAGCCGCGGCACAGAGACAUACGGGAUGAUCCAGGUCACCCUGCUGGACACAAUGGAGCUGGCUACAUUCUGCGUCCGCACACUGUCGCUACAUAAGAGUGGCAGCAGUGAACGGAGAGAGGUGCGUCAGUUCCAGUUUACCUCCUGGCCAGAUCACGGUGUGCCAGAGUAUCCCACCCCCUUCCUCAACUUCCUCCGCCGGGUCAAAGCCUGCAACCCUCCUGACGCUGGACCCAUCAUCGCUCACUGCAGCGCUGGGGUCGGUCGCACCGGUUGUUUCAUCGUCAUAGACGCCAUGCUGGAGCGCAUUCGACAGGAGCGCACCGUGGACAUCUACGGUCACGUGACCCUGAUGCGCUCCCAGAGGAACUACAUGGUGCAGACGGAGGACCAGUACAGCUUUAUUCACGAGGCCCUGCUGGAGGCCGUGGCUUGCGGGAACACUGAGGUGGCUGCCAGGAGUCUGUACUCCUACAUGCAGAAGCUGUCCAAGGUGGAGAGCGGAGAGCAUGUCACCGGCAUGGAGCUGGAGUUUAAGCGACUGGCUAACACCAAAGCCCACACGUCCCGGUUUGUCACAGCCAACCUGCCUUGCAACAAAUUCAAGAACCGACUGGUCAACAUCAUGCCCUAUGAAACCACCCGAGUCUGCCUCCAGCCAAUCAGAGGCCUGGAGGGCUCCGACUACAUCAAUGCCAGUUACAUAGACGGAUACAGGCAGCAGAGAGGCUACAUCGCCACCCAGGGCCCACUGGCUGAGACUACGGAGGACUUCUGGAGGAUGCUGUGGGAACACAACUCCACUAUAGUGGUCAUGCUCACUAAACUGAGAGAAAUGGGCCGGGAGAAGUGUCACCAGUACUGGCCCGCGGAGCGCUCAGCCAGGUACCAGUACUUCGUGGUGGAUCCCAUGGCAGAGUACAACAUGCCUCAGUACAUCCUGCGGGAGUUCAAAGUGACGGAUGCCAGGGACGGCCAAUCACGGACAGUGCGUCAGUUCCAGUUCACUGAUUGGCCAGAGCAAGGUGUGCCCAAAUCUGGGGAGGGCUUCAUCGAUUUCAUUGGCCAAGUGCACAAAACCAAGGAGCAGUUUGGUCAGGAUGGACCAAUCAGCGUCCACUGCAGUGCUGGUGUGGGACGGACAGGUGUUUUCAUCACUCUGAGUAUUGUCCUGGAGAGGAUGCGUUACGAAGGGGCGGUGGACAUCUUCCAGACUGUCAAAAUGCUGCGGACACAGAGACCAGCCAUGGUGCAGACUGAGGACGAGUACCAGUUCUGCUACCAGGCUGCUCUGGAGUACCUGGGUAGCUUUGACCACUAUGCAACGUAAGUGAAGAGACAACUAUCCCUCCAUCUUUCUGCUUCGAGGUCCACAAACAAACCAACGAGAGAAAGACAUCCUGAAAUAUCGUGAGCAGUGAAACUUUUUUCUGGGAGAGAGUUACAAAGAGGAGUCAUACUACACCAACAGGGACAAAAAGAGCAACAACAAAAACAGCAACAAGAAAUCUGUGUCUAACAGCACCCACACGCAGCAGGACCUCCCCGAGGGACUGGUGUGUGUGAGUGUGUGUGUAUGUCCAUGUGUAAUCCAUAUACUUACCUCAGUGUUCCAGUGUGAAGGAUGUAUAAUACAUGUGUGUUGUGGUCAGCUAUCUCCAAUAUGAACCCGUGAAAUACAAACAGCUUCUGAACAGGAAUUAUGAUACUAUAUGUGUAUAAAAUACAAAAAAUAUAUAAAAACAAAAAACAGAAACACAAAGAGCCUGGAUAUUUGCUGCACCCUAAAUGGGCUUUUUAUCCUCAACUUUGUAUCUAUAGGUUUGGUGUACUAAGGGGUUACAAAGUGCAAUGGUUAACAUUUCUAUGUGUCUGUGAGUCAAAGGUGUCUACGGCUACCACAGGUAGUUGUGAUUAUAGUUCAAAAGCAGAGGACAAGGUCGUCCCUCCGCAGAAGCCCGCAGUACGGACUCACCACCCUGAGGACUGCUGGGGAAGCAUGUGGAUGCUCAUUUACCCAACGCACAGUGCCAAGAAAAAUUUGUGCAGCGUGAACAAGAACUGUGGCCUACGAGGAGAGAUGGCUCCGUCUUUCAUCCAGCAUAACAUGAAGUGAGACCAGAGGCUGUUCUUAAACACCGGCCAAGGAUCAGUUCACACUCCGCAGUCGCGACCUCGCCACGAAACAGCUGGCCUCAGAACAGUGAUUCGAGUCCAUCAGAGCCUCAACUGGGCAGAGAUUUGUAGUCCAGUGUAUUCUUCAUCCAACAAAAAAGCUUGCUUGAUAUUUGCUGUAGCCCUUGUUCUUCCUCCAGCUCAGAUCCUCUUGAUGUCAGUCCCAUUGUGACAGUUCAACAGUGGCUUAUUGAAAGAGAUGCUAAUGAAAGAAUUGAGUUAAAGACCCUUUCUUUCUUGAAUUCUCAGCCCAUUUCUGCCGAUUUUUUCUGUGUUUUUACUGUAUGUCUCCGCCUUAUGCCGACUUAUUUCUUGUGUUUUAACAUGCUGCCUAAUGCUCAUGCUUUGUGUGCUAGACCUUUUAUUGUCAUACAGUAUCUUGAGGAUGAAAGUUGUUUGCUGAUCAUCCUCCUCCUCUGAAGUUUACCUACUUGAAUCGCAUCCCAUUGCAGUUAGAUCCCUCUGAUAUUUUACUAUUUUAGGCAAUGAAAGAUAGAAGAUCUAAAAAAUAUAAAAAUAAAUAAGUGCAAAUGGUGAAUUGCUCACUUUCAACACCUUCCUUUCCCAACUCCGAAACUCUCUGUCCCUUAAACUCACUGUACAGAACAUCCCAACGUAACCGAUUGAUGUGUCCCCCUCCGUCUACCCCAGUACUGCUGCACAAGUCCUUGAUAUCGAUAUACAAUAUAUCUUUUCUUGAAUUGACAUAUAAUCAUAUUCGGGCCCACGUGGUGAUUAAAGAGCACAGUGAUGUUCCAGUGUAUCAGACAUUUCGGGUGAAUUUCACAAUUUUGUACAUACAGUCUAUCAUUGGAGUCCUAUACAGUACAAUUGCAAAAGUCUGAGCACAAGAUAUAAUGUGGGAUUGGAUGUGAUGUAGUUCUUAUCGUCGCAAAAAAAAAGCCUUAUUGUUAUCGUUCACUUUGUCAUAUUCAUUUCAUAUGAUUUUUUAAAAAUAUUUAUUAUUCUAUUUUGUUACUUUUUAUGUUUAUUUUUAUUUAUUUAUUUGGGAUAUCUAGCAACUAUAACCAAUAAGAUGUUGUUUACUUGUUUCUUUGGCAAGCCAAUGUAAAAGUAUGAUAUUGUCACUGUUUGUUUUUUUUAUUUUGAAUGGUCAGUUUUGGUGCUUUUUUUAAUUUGCUUUAUUAUUAUAAAGUUUGCCCUCUGUGUAGGGUGCUAUUUGAUACUGAUUACUGAUGUCCGACUAGUUAGCUAGAGAUGUACAUUAGAGGCGCACAUAGUUUAAGUUUACAGUGAUGCCCUUACAAUGCCGUCCCCCCACUCGACCUCUGUACAGUAGCAGCAGCAGUGAGGUGAUCAUAGCUGCUGAUGUAUGAUCCGCCCCAACGUUAUAGGUUUAAUAAGGGCAUCAGAGAUAUUAGAUUUAUAGAGCAGACAAGCUGUUGGUAUUUAGUUUGCUGGUGAGCACAUGGUAGCAAGUGUAUUUUUGAGAGAGAACAGGUAAGAAUCGCCCGGCUGCACACACACACACACCUUCAAGGUAACUGUUUGAAUCUGAAUAUAUUCUGGUAUGAACUUCAUGUGUGGUCCAGAAGUCUUGACGAUGUUUGACAUAUAUGACAUAUGUUAUUCUUUCAAUUUUCUGAUUAUUGUGUCAAGAGGAAAUAUAAAAGUCGCACACGUGGAACAUGAUAUGAAGUGUGUUGAGGACCAGCUCUGAUGACGCCAUCCCCCCUCAAUUAUGUACCUGUUCUUUCCUUUCAAACAAUGGAUGUAGAUAUUGUAUCUUGACUUUGUAUUAAAAGCAGGAUGAUUGGAUAUACAGCACAAUGACCUGCUUACCUUA